This is a messenger RNA of Penaeus monodon (black tiger shrimp), 465 nucleotides long. RefSeq lists its product as uncharacterized. The transcript is spliced from 2 exons. NCBI's taxonomy places the organism in Eukaryota, Metazoa, Arthropoda, Malacostraca, Decapoda, Penaeidae. The coding region runs from base 1 to 465 and encodes 154 amino acids. The record is from RefSeq and is a predicted model, not a curated record.
AUGGAUGAUGAAGAGAUAGCAUCUGUCAGCUCAGAAGAAGUAAGACAAGCACAAAGAAAGAUGAAAAACAGAAAAUCAGUUGGACUGGACAACAUACCAGUGGAGGUGCUUAGGGAAUACUUGAUUAGAACUCUUAACAGAGGUAUAAAGUCCAUGUCACACACAGUGAAGAUAUGGCUAAGAGGCAUAGACAGAAGAUUGAGGGAUAUACUGAACAUCUGUGAGGAACAGUUUGGAUUUAUGCCAGGUAAAGAAACAACAGAUGCCAUUUAUGUGCAUAGACUCCUAAUGGAAAAAUACCGAGAGGGUCAGAAAGAGUUGCACUGCAUAUUUAUAGACCUAGUGAAACCUUAUCACCGAGUGCCUAGAGAGGAAGUGUGGAACUGCCUGAGACAGAAAGGAGUUACAGAAAAGUAUGUGAAAUUGAUACAAACCGUGUACAGAGGAGCAUGUACACAGUUAUGA